Penicillium malachiteum is the source of this 462-nucleotide messenger RNA. RefSeq lists its product as uncharacterized. Bases 1 to 462 code for a protein of 153 amino acids. The record is from RefSeq and is a predicted model, not a curated record. Lineage: Eukaryota; Fungi; Ascomycota; Eurotiomycetes; Eurotiales; Aspergillaceae. The transcript has a single exon.
AUGGUGGGGGAGAAGCAUUUCCAGAACGCUGGGGUGUUUCAUAUCUGCUCCUUUCACUUGCAGGUGCAUAUAUCAGACGGUGAGUGGUGGCAGAGGGUAAGUAGUCUCCAGCCAGUCAGAUACCAGAAGACAGACCCUCCAGGGUCUGCGAUCUACAUGUUCCAACUAGGCUGGGCGGCUGGUGAGGGAGCCAACCACCAUUCACGAAUCACCGCACAGACCGACCGCAAGGUGACCCCAUCUACCCCUGGUAGCAAGAUCUCUCAUGUCGCACCAUUAACCUUGGGAUCCCAGGGAUGCCAUGUGCUCAGACAUCCCGACCAGCGGACCAACGGGAUUGGCUGCAUGAAGUCACCCCCUAGGCGCCUAUGGUUUCUUGUCAGCGGGUCGAGCGCCAAUCAAUCCACGAGAAAUGCCAAUAUGCCACGACGGAAUCGAAAUUGGGGUUUACAAUUCCUAUGA